AUGUGUAGAGAACAUUUGAAAAAGUGUUUUAGAAGGGGAUAUGGCUGUGACUUACUUCAUGAAGAAGCCAUGAUUACUGAACACACCCAGGCGAUCCUUGAACGUUUUCAGCUAGGACACCAUAAAUCAGACCUGGUAAAGAAAAUUAUUCUUGUUUGUGAUCGGCGCGAGAAAUCCGCAUGUUCAAAAGAAAAAACUACAGGUAAGUAAUGUAAAAUUCUGUUAUCCCUACGACAUCUCUCUCUAUUUAGGUAAUUUUCGUUUUAACACGCAUUUUCCGUGAGAAAAAAGGUCGCUUCCAACGUAAGACGCUAAAAACGUAUUAGUCUUCCAGGUCCACAGCUAGGUACUUUAAUGCUGCGGUUUUCGAAACCCGGGGUACAAGAAGCCUUACUUAUUAAACUACAUUGUUAAACAGUAAGUUUGAACGUCAUGAUUUAAGCGGAAAGGGAAAAUUUAGCUUUAGAUAUAACACAAUGAAAGUGUUUAAAAGAGGGAAGCUGCCAAUGAAGGACGGAGAGCUAAGACGGGUAUAAAAAAUUUCCACCCUGGCCGAGGGUUUGGAAAAGUUCGAUUUUCCGUGACCGUUUUGAUCGUGAACUUUAAGACGGAAAACCAGUCUGACAAAAAAUAACAAAAUAAAGAUAAAAAUAAAUGAAUGUAAAUCUGAAAAAAGUUGUUAUCAUAUAUAUAUAUAUAUAACUACUGAUACAGUACCUCAAUAGUCAGUGGAAGUAAUUUUAAUCAUGAAAAUGAUUAAAUGAGCCAUCAUUCCUCUCUCUUUUUUACUCAAGGCAUUCUGACAGGAAACAUUCUCUUCAACAAGCCAGAGGCACCCAUUUGCGCAGAGUAUAUUCUUGGCAAAUGUAAGAAUGGUUCUAAGUGUACAGGCCAUCACUGCUUUUUGCCUUACCAUUGGCAAUAUACCGAUGCAGGUGAAUGGAAGAGUUUUAAUGAGAAAGACAACCAGAAGCUGGAAAAACUGUAUUGCGACGUGACGCUUGAGGAAUGUUCUGCUACAGGCAUGCAAAUAUCACAUGAAAGGUAUGUUAUAGGAAUUAUAGUAUACAUUGAGAAUGUUGUCAAAUUAACGGAUUUUCACUCAUUUAUAGUUAUAAUAAUUAUGCGAAGUUAGUAGACAUACUUCAGCCCAAAACUAAUGUACGAGAAAAGAAAAAGGAGUAUGUUCAAAUGAAAGGGCUUAAGACGAAUGAACCAACAACAACAACAACAAUAAGCUUUAUUUGCAUGACUAUAACAAAGUAUUACAGUAUUGCAAAAGCUACUUGAAUUUAAUUAUUGAUUCCUUUUUAAAUUAAUUAUUUCAAAUAACUUUAAAUAUAAUAAUCAUUGCUUAUUUUCAACCAUCAGUAGGAUUAAUUAUUCCAGAGACAAGUUUGUCUCUCAAUUCAUAGCCUUUACACAGACGUUGUUUUAUUUUUCUGUUCGCUCUUUUGGAAAAUAUUGGCGAGCGCGCGAGCGAGGCGAGCACGCGGGCGAAGCGAACGAGCGAGCGAGAGCGAGCGUGGAGCCCGAGAAAGAAAAAUAUAGCAAGAUGAAAUAAAUGAGAUUAAUUGGAUGUUAAUAAAAUAGUCAGUAGAAUUCAUUAGAUGUGAUAGUUCUCAUGUGAUUGUAGUCGUAGAAACGGUAUUUUAGGUUCUAGUUCAGAGAAGAACGUCUCUCUUCUCGAAGAUAAACUUGAACAAUCUAAGUGAGAUUCAUCUUCAAUUGUGUUACAAUUGCAGAGACUGCACAGCCUUUCAUCACGUGGUAUAUUGUCGUAUUUACCUGUCUCAGUCCUAAGUUUGUGACUGCUUAUUCUCAGUUUUACGAAAUCAUGUUUUCCUAGAAGGGUUCUUCCUUGUUAGAUCUAGGUAAGCAGGGAAGCUAUAAUUCGCUUUGAUUUUGUAGAACCAGAACAUUGGCAUUUUAUGGUAUGCUAAUGGUGCAUUUUUUUAAACAUGAAUUAUAGGUUGACAUUAUUAUCAUUUUAAUAUUCAUAUUUUAGCUAUGGAUUUUUAUUCCUUGACGAGAUGUGUGAUGUCGAUUUGCUCAAUAAUAAGCUGCUGAUUACAGGGAAAGAUUUUAAAGCCACGCAAAGUCUACGACGCCUAUCUACGGAGUCUUAUGUCAACUCAAGCAACCCUCUAGCUACGGAGUGGAUAUGGUACUGGCAGGACGAAAAUGGACUCUGGAGGAUGUAUGAUCAAGACUACACUGUGAGUAAAUAGUGGGAGAAAUCCUGAUACCUUAAAUCCUCUAUUAAGCCCCCCCUCUCAAAUAAACCCCCUCCCUCUAAUAAGCCCAUCCCCUUUUAGGAGAAGAAAAUUAAUAAGCCCCCCUUCCCUCCUUUAAUUAUUCUUCACCAAUAAAUGAUAGACUGUAUUAAUCAAUCACGGCUAUAAAACUUCAUGUGGACUGAUCCGAGAUGGUAUAUUCAUCAACUCCUGGAAGUUCGGAUUUGUUUGUGAUCCUCGGCUGCAUGACCUCUAACCUUCUUGUGCUUGAGUAUUCUAGUUCUUUAUGCAGUACUGAUACCAUCGUCUGUUCUAAAUUAAAUAAUCCUCCCCUCUCAAAUAAGCUCCCGUCUCUAUAAAGCCCCCCCCCCCCUCAAAUGGGCUUGAAAUAAAUAAGCCCCCGGGUAGCUUAAUAGAGGAUUUACGGUAAAUCAUCUGUGAGUAGCCUUACAGUCCCUCAAGGUAAGUGGUGCGACGGGUGAGGGGCGGUUAGGGCCCACCUUGGGUUGUUUCUGUGUAAAGGUUCUGCGAGAAUUGAAGGUUUAAUGGAUGGCUUGUGGUGGGCUCCGCAAAGUGAUUAAUAAUAACAACGCUAAAUAAUUAUUUAUCCACCCCCUUAUGGGGCUUUUCAGGGAUAAAAAAAUAAUUCAAAUAGAACAUAAUAUGUUUAAGAAUCCCAACUGAUAGGAGGCAAACCAGUUGGCUAUUUACAAGCGUGGUCGAGGAUUUGAACUCGGGACUACCAAUCGAUUCCAAGAACAAAUUCAGCUAGCGGUUAGGGCGGGACUUCAACUCGGGGCUUCCGGAUUACAAGUCCAGCGCUCUCACUGCUCGGCCACGCUUCCUCCACGAUAUGGAGGCAAUAUUAUGGGAUAUGGAAAGCUUCUCUAGGGGAUCUGUGUAGUAUACAUCCGGGACGAGCCUAGCGCGGGAACUCUGGGGUCAUGUGACUUGACGAAGUUGUGUUUUGAAGUGUAGCAGUGAGAUAAGUAGUCCUCGUGUUUACUAGACUAUAUGGCCUCGGUGGCCUUUAGAAAUGCUGUUAUCUGUAGUGUCAUUCAAUUCGUUCGGGGAAAUGAAGAAAGGAAAUCUCUUGUCCCACGAUAGACAAAAAAGGGAGAAACCUUUUGUACUUCUACGGAUGAAGUUGUUACAUACUGACUGUGCUGGGAGACAAACGAUUUCUCGAAACCAGUCAGAGAGAUUUCAAAGAGUUUUGUCGCUGAAAAGCUUGAGGUAAGCUUGUCAACUCUUUCAGUCAAAUCGGAAUGUGAAACAUGAUUGAUUUAGUUUAAAAGUAUUGAAAAGCAAAUGGAAACACUAGACUGUUCACAGUCCCCUAUUUUUUCGUGAGAUCGUCGAGAUAUAGCGCGUCUUACCGUUAAUGGCGACCAUCUUGAUUUUCAAAUGUAUGGAGGGAGCGGGCCUCGGGGAUUAUAGCCCCCUAAGUAGUUUUGACACUCAUGCAAGAUGCAUCCCAUAACGCAAAGCCCUCGAUCUGGACCAUCUACCGGAAAAAUAGAGGACUGUGAACAGCCUAUGGAACACCGUGGAGAGGUUUCAUUUACAUGGUCCCAUGCCCGACAGGAUAAAAAGUAUGUCGCCAGAGUUUUCCAUGGGGGUGAAAUCUUUACUUUAACAUCGUAUAUGGCUUUAGUCUUUAUUUCAAGUCUUGUCCUGCCUAGAUGAGCAUUAUAGCUAUUUUCAGGACAUAAAGUAUUGUAACUUUAUCUUUCUUUAAAUACAUACAUUCUUUGUUGUUGUUGUUGUUGUUAGUUUCAGAGUAAUCGGGCAGAACCCCCGAUUAAGAGUUGGACUUGCUGGAUAUGUGACUGGUAUUAGGCCAACACAACAAACAUUCCAAGUAAUAUAUGGAGAGCGCUUUUUAAUUUGGUACAUCAGUAAAAUUCUGUAUAGAGAAGUGUAUGGUAUCUUGUCUCGACGAGCAACCUUGUUAUUCAUAGGGAAAAGAUCUUCAAGAAUCCCUAGAAAAAGCCUUCUUGACCAAGAAAAACGAUUUCAAGUUUCGGAUUGCAGACCAGGAUUACAUUUUAAGGUUUAUCCCAUCAAGUGACAUGUGCCAGACAAACGUCAAGUAUGGCACGACGAAAAAAGUGAGAAGAAGGCCUGGAAAAUUUGUGUCUAAGGAAGACAUUUCUCAGCUUAAAAGGUAUUUGUGUUGUAGAAUUAAUUAAUGACAAGAACUUUAUCCCUUGCCACCGAUAUGAUGGGCCAGUUUGUUUAGUUCAAAAUAAUUACCAUAAAAUCUCACAUCUUCUUUUCACUGUAAAAUUAAGGUAACCAAAAGAAAUGUUUUGGUAAAGCUCUGUUUUAAGAUAAAAACUAGGUACCCAGCAAGACAAUGAUUUAUGUAAAAUUUGACCGCAGGUGUGGUCGUUCAUUUGCAUUAUAAUCAGUCACAAAAACAUGUCACAUGAUGGUUCAUGAUGUGAUGUGUAAUCUGUUCGAAGCUGGUCAUUGAUACCUAAAGCUUGUUUCGUGAAAAUCACCUCAAUGUGCUUUUACUGUUAAGGUAAAUGGUGGAUACUUGUUUGUAGCCCACAGACAGCCCCCGUGGGCUAAUCUGAUGGAUCUACAGAGGAAAACUUAUGAUGUAAGCAUUUAAGUGAAACAUCGGGUAAUAAUUCUUUCACAGAGAACAAUCAGUUGCUCAUUUACUUACUAUAAAUUCACGGAAUUAUGCGUUGAAACAUUCUUAGGAGAAUAAACUGAAUGUGCCACCACAUUGGAGCACUGUAAAAGUGCAGACUGCGGACUGACUGCGGACUAUUGUUUUUAGGGAUAGAAAACAAUGGGAAUAUUGUUUUCAUACUCACAUUUGCAUUGUGAAAAAAAUAGUCCGCAGUCUGCGUUUUACACUGACCGCACUGUAUUACCAUCUUUUUCAUUAGGUCUCAGAACGCAGUGAGUGUCGAGCAAAGGAGAAAUACAAGAGUCACUAAUACGCCAAAUCAUUGGUCUUCCAUGCUAUCCAAGAGGCAAUAUCAACGUGUGUCGUUAUUAAGACUUUCUGAAGAAUUUAAAGAAGUGGAGAAACUCUUCAAAAAGUCCAUCAAACGGAGUGUGGUAAUUGUUGGAAUUGAACGAGUGCAAAACCCUUUCAUGUGGGAAAAGUACCAAAGGUACUACUGAACAAAUGCAUUAAACGUAAGGCAUUAAAUGCUACGUCACCAAUAAACGUUUCCGUCGCUUAUUACAACCCUAGAGGUGUGAAGAAACUCUAAUUGUCCCUAAAACAUAGCCAAAGACAAUAUCAAUACAUAAGGAUCACGAGGGCUUUAAUUGAGUGCCGCACCAAAUUUCGCGAGGGUGUGUGAGGCACGUUUUUCUAGUAUGGGCUAGUUCUUAGUGAUAAAUAGUGUUUUUCAAUCAAUACAUCUUUAUUUGAAGGGAGAUGGGGUAGUGGGGGCUUAUUUAAAAGGCGUGGGCUUAAUAGAUUAUUAAUGGUAUUUAACUACCCUCUUUAUUUUUUUAAACAACUUCUUAAAAAAUUUUCCCAAAAUUACGAUGUACUUAAUAGUUAGGUUUUUUUUUAUAUUUGUAUAUGCAUAAUUCACAUUUUAUCUUGUUUUGUAUUUUUAGUUUGUCGAACGCUUUUAACAUGAGCCUCUGGUUCGGAAGAUUAUGCAAACACUUCUCACGUCUUCGACAUGAAAUAAAUUAUUCUAUUCUAUUCUACCCUGAUAUACUGUAACUGUACCCAUCUUAGUCUUAUUUACGCGGGUUGCUCGAGGGUCUUUCUCACUUUCACUCGUUUCUUACAGUAAGCUCCUUUCAAGCCCUCUCUUCCCCUUCUCAAGAACACUUCAGAGGCAGAGGAAUUGUUUGAGAAAGAGAUCGAUAGCCCACAAAUUUGGUUGAAUUUUAUGACAUCAGUGCGCGUAUUUUUGUUAUUGAAAAACAUUCAAAAAGCGAACUUCAGUUGUUAAUCCUCUUUUACAGUUCUUUAUUAUUUAUUAUCAUGACUCAAUAUUAAAGCGAAUGAUAAAAUGUCAAUAUUAAAGCGAAUGAUAGAAUUUCAAGGCCAAAAACAAAAGUUGACUUUGAUUACUGUAUAUUAUUCAGGAAAAAGGAAAACAUGGCAGCAGCGAGGAUUGGCUCUACGAAGGGACGGUUUGUUAACGAGAGGCAAUUGUUUCAUGGAACUAACCCUGAAAUCGUAGAAGCUAUCUGUAAACAGAACUUUGACUGGCGUCUUCAUGGGAAGAACGCAACUGUUUACGGUGAAGGAAGCUAUUUUGCAUUAAACUCCUCGUACAGCGAUAGUUACGCUAAGGAAGAUAACAAAGGGUCUAAGUUCAUGUUCGUGGCGAAGGUCCUCGUUGGGUCUUAUACUAAAGGCAAGUCCAGUUAUCGAAGGCCACCGUCAAAGGAGCCUUCGAAUCCCGCAAGUGAUCUGUACGAUUCCUGUGUUGAUGACAGGUCAUCUCCAACCAUUUUCGUCGUUUUUGAUACUGAUCAGUUCUACCCGGAGUACAUAAUCGAGUACACCACAGCCCGAGGCGGUCAUCAGCAGCCUGCGGGACCCGCGAGACCGGUGGCAAGAGCACCAGCUCCAACGCCUAGACACUCACCAGCAGCAAAGGGAGUGGCAACUAAAGUGCAUUACAACGUUAGCAGCCCAUUCACCAGUUAUCAGACGACCACAACCUCGAGUGUGCGUUCGCGUGUUCAAGCACCUCAUUCAGGUGUAUCUGGUACAGGCGGUCACACUUCCACCUCCAAUACAACGUCUGCAAAUGAUUAUCAUUCACCCAUACCAGGAGUGAGCGCAUCAAUCCAAAAUCAGUCUCCUCCCACGGCUUCAGCUUCUACUUCAUACGCGUACUCUGGCGGGUCAAGCAAUCCUUCG
This is a messenger RNA of Porites lobata, 7110 nucleotides long. Lineage: Eukaryota; Metazoa; Cnidaria; Anthozoa; Scleractinia; Poritidae. The record is from the annotation of a GenBank genome assembly.